Messenger RNA from Oryza brachyantha (malo sina), 1637 nucleotides. RefSeq names its product serine/arginine-rich splicing factor SR45-like. The transcript has 12 exons. Lineage: Eukaryota; Viridiplantae; Streptophyta; Magnoliopsida; Poales; Poaceae. The record is from RefSeq and is a predicted model, not a curated record. The coding region runs from base 59 to 1354 and encodes 431 amino acids. Gene Ontology annotation, cellular component: ASAP complex; nucleoplasm; cytoplasm. Gene Ontology annotation, biological process: mRNA splicing, via spliceosome. Gene Ontology annotation, molecular function: RNA binding.
CUGACGAUCCCGACCACCAAAAACCCUAGUCCCCAAACCCGCCUCGCCGCCGGAGACGAUGGCGAAGCCGCGGCGCGGCCGCUCCGCCUCGCGCUCCUCCUCGGGGUCCUCUUCACGCUCCCCGUCCCGCUCCGCCUCCUCAGGGUCCGGCUCGUCCCGCUCGCGCUCCCGCUCCCGCUCCCGCUCCUUCUCCUCGUCGUCACCCUCGCGGAGCCGCUCCCCUCCCGCUGCCAAGGGCAGCUCACCUGGUGCACGGAGAGGUCGAUCGCCUUCAUCCCCUGCUAAAAGAGGAUCGCCAUCAAAGAAAGGUCGUUCACCAUCACCACCACCUAAAAAGGCUACGCCUCCUAGGAAAGCAUCUCCUGCUCCUGAAUCAGUUGUUCUCCACAUUGAUCAUUUGUCCAGGAAUGUUAAUGAAGCUCAUUUGAAAGAGAUAUUCGGAAAGUUUGGUGAAGUGGUUAAUGUGGAGCUAUCAAUGGACCGAAUGGUUAACCUUCCUCGUGGGUAUGGAUAUAUUGAGUUCAAGAAGAGAAGUGAUGCUGAGAAAGCUCUUCUUUACAUGGAUGGCGGUCAAAUUGAUGGAAAUGUUGUUAAGUUGAGAUUCACACUUGCACCUCGCCAAAGGGCUCCUUCACCUGUGAAGGCUCCUCCCCCUCCUCCAAAAAGAGAUGUUCCACAUAAUGAGAAAGGUGCUACUAGUGCUGAAAAGGAUGCACAACAGCGCAGAGAACCAUCUCCACGAAGGAAACCAGCUUCACCUCCACGCAAGAGGACUCCUCCAAACCGAAGGGUUGAAUCACCUAGGCGUCAACCUGAUCCAUCUCCUAGGCGUCGUCCUGAUUCUCCGCCUAUUCGUCGUCGAGCAGAUCCUUCGCCUGUCAGGCGUGGUGACACACCACCUCGCCGUAGACCAGGAUCUCCACUUAGAAGACGUUCUCCCUCUGCACCACCGAGGAGGCAUAGAUCACCAAUGCGUCCUUCACCUAGGAGGCUCCGUGGCAGUCCAUCACCGCGCAGACGCUCCCCUGGGCCUCCUAGGCGGCGGUCACCACCACCCCCAAGGCGGCCAAGAAGCCCUCCUCCAAGAAGGCCACCACCUCCACGUCGUCAUAGUCGUUCUCCCCCUCCUCGCCGUCCCCCUCACUCACGUUCUAGAUCAAUUUCUCCUCGAAGGCGAGGACCUCCAUUGAGGCGUGGAAGGUCUGAUUCAUCGUAUUCUCGAUCGCCCAGUCCUCCAAGAAGGGGACCAAGAAGGGUAUCAAGGAGUCGCAGCCCCCAAAGGCACCGUAGAGGAAGAAGCAUCUCUAGUGACAGCCGGAGCAGCAGCUCACCUUCCCCGAGGCGUGGCAGGUAAAACUUUUUAAAUUUCUUGACUAUCUCUAUCGUUUGCCUGUGCUUGUGUCUUGCUGAGAGCUCAAGCGGCUGGUUUGAGGGGAUGAAGAGAACUCAAAAGCUUACAGUGGGUCUAGUCAUCUAGAUUAGCAGUGGAUUCUAGCCUGUGAUUGGUUAUGUAGGUCAUGCCUGUACUGGAAGUAUUUUCUGUUCUAGACUUUCACUCAGCGAUCUGAACCUGUCUAUUCGGUGUGUUGACUUCCUGUUCUUAAUACUGGUAUCGUUUGCCAAAGUUCUGACUUCAA